This is a messenger RNA of Xenopus laevis (African clawed frog), 1275 nucleotides long. It is a transcript of the gene stoml2.L, whose product is annotated as stomatin like 2 L homeolog. Gene Ontology annotation, cellular component: mitochondrial inner membrane; membrane; mitochondrion. Gene Ontology annotation, biological process: mitochondrion organization. Bases 117 to 1157 code for a protein of 346 amino acids. Lineage: Eukaryota; Metazoa; Chordata; Amphibia; Anura; Pipidae. The transcript has 10 exons. The record is from RefSeq and is a predicted model, not a curated record.
GUGACAUCACCAGUCUCCUGCAAAUCACAAGCUGUGAGGGCGGUGACGGAAUCAGACAGCGCCGGGGAAGGAAGAGACGUUGUGGGCAGUUCGUGCCGGUCACAUUGGGCAGCAGCAUGUACCGAGUUAUCAGUCGGGCAGGGAGAGUCCUGCUGCGGGGCUCACAAGUCCAGCCCCCCACAAUGUGUAAUACACAGGCCCAGCGAUGUCUGACCUCCGGCCUCCCCAUGAACACCGUCAUUCUGUUUGUGCCUCAGCAGGAGGCCUGGGUGGUGGAAAGGAUGGGACGUUUCCAUCGCAUGUUGGAGCCUGGCCUGAACGUGCUCAUUCCUGUCCUGGAUCGGAUCCGAUAUGUUCAGAGUCUGAAGGAAAUCGUCAUCAAUGUCCCUGAGCAGUCGGCAGUUUCACUCGAUAACGUCACCUUGCAGAUUGAUGGAGUACUGUACCUCCGGAUCUUGGACCCAUACAAGGCAAGUUAUGGGGUGGAGGACCCAGAAUACGCCGUCACCCAGUUGGCACAAACCACCAUGCGCUCGGAGUUGGGCAAACUGACUCUGGACAAGGAGAGAGAAUCGCUCAAUGCCAACAUUGUGGCUGCAAUAAACCAGGCGUCGGACUACUGGGGCAUCAAGUGCUUGAGAUACGAGAUCAAGGACAUUCACGUGCCCCCCAAGGUGAAGGAAGCCAUGCAGAUGCAGGUGGAGGCUGAGAGGAGGAAGAGGGCGAUGGUGCUGGAGUCUGAAGGGACCAGAGAGUCGGCCAUAAAUGUGGCAGAGGGACAGAAACAAUCCCAAAUUCUGGCCUCUGAGGCGGAGCGAGCGGAGCAGAUAAAUAAAGCUGCAGGUGAGGCCAAUGCCAUCCUGGCUAAAGCAAAGGCUCGUGGAGAAGCCAUAAAGAUGGUGGCGGAGGCAUUGACACAGCAGAAUGGCAAUGCUGCCGCGUCCCUCACUGUGGCUGAACAAUACGUGUCGGCCUUCUCCAAUCUCGCUAAGGAAUCCAACACCAUUCUGCUUCCAUCCAACACUGGAGACAUAACCAGCAUGGUGGCCCAGGCAAUGGGCAUUUAUGGAAAACUGACCCAGCAGUUACCGCAGAUCAAAGCCACAGAGAGUGACGGCACAAUGGGCACCGAGACACAAGAGAAGGAUCAACAUUAGCCGCGCAAUUGUACCACAUGGCCACCAGCAUGGACUCUCCCUGAAAUGUCUGGCUCACUGAUUGGAUUUUUUCUUUUUAUAAAUGGAAUUUUGGUUAUGUAAUAUAUUAUCAGUGGGA